This is a messenger RNA of Pipra filicauda (Wire-tailed manakin), 3546 nucleotides long. RefSeq names its product C-X-C chemokine receptor type 2. The transcript is spliced from 3 exons. Bases 1967 to 3223 code for a protein of 418 amino acids. Gene Ontology annotation, cellular component: membrane. The record is from RefSeq and is a predicted model, not a curated record. Gene Ontology annotation, molecular function: C-X-C chemokine receptor activity. Lineage: Eukaryota; Metazoa; Chordata; Aves; Passeriformes; Pipridae. Gene Ontology annotation, biological process: immune response; neutrophil chemotaxis; G protein-coupled receptor signaling pathway.
CCACCGGGCGGGAGGGAAAGGGGGGCACCGGGGGGACCCCAAGCGUGACGGGACACGGGGGGCCCUCGUGGUAUGGGGAUCACCCCCAGCUGGGAUUUGGGGUGCGCCUGGGGCAUGGUAGGGGGGUCCCCAAAAAUGUCCCGCCCGCUUGUGGGAUGCUGCUCGUGUAUGGAGGUCCCCGAAAGUGUGGGGCUCCCCUAGGGUUAUAGGGACACUCCAGGGAGUAGUGGGUAUGCCCCAGAGUAUGGGGGGUCUGCAUAAGAAUAGGGUGCCCCAGGGAUAUGGGGUUGCUCACGGGGGAAAGAGGUGUCUUUCUGAAAUCCAUGAUUUCAGGUCUGCACGGAAACAUGAGAGGUGACCACAGGCAACACCCCAGGGGGCUGUGAGGGUGCUCUGGAGCUGGGGGUUGUCCAAAAUAGGGUGGGUGUCCCCAGGAUGGGUGUCCUUGGGUGUGUAGUGACACCCAAGGGAUAUGAUAGUGCUCUACAACUGUAUCGGUGUCCCCAGGGAAGAAAGGCACCCCAAAAGUGGGGAGUACUCACAGAAAGCUGUGAGGAUGGGGGUGCUCCAAGGGUUCGUGGGUAUCCCAGAGGAAUGUGGGUGCCUGGGGGAUGCUCUUGGAUGCAGGUUUCCCCUAAAGGCAACAGGGGUACUCAGAGGAGUGAGCCAGGGGGUUCUCUAAGUCUGUGGGGCUGGCACGGGGGCACAGCUCUGUCUGAUGGCAUGGUUCGACUUGGGUCAGUCAGCUCGGCAUGGCACAGCUAGGGUGAGAUGGAAAUGGGACUCUACUUGGGAGGGGUCCCCCACAGCAACCCCCAACAGGGGGCAAACCAGCCCUGCAGUUCACCUGUGCACCCUCCAAAAUGCUGGUACCACCCUUGCUCUAUCCAUGGGGAAACUUGAGUCACAGAGCUUGGCACUGCCAUCACCCACUGGCCAUGGCCUCGGAGAGCUUCCAGUCUCCUGGGGGGACUGCAGCACCCAGGGGUGUCUUGGAGCGGAGCCUCGCACCCACUGAGGGCCUGGGGACAAGGUGAGGACCCCCAGCUGGAGAACCCCAGGAGGCAUUACUGCAGGGGUGACAAUGCACCCCUGGGUGUACUGCCAGUACGGGGUGGCCUGGGACACCCUGGGACAGGAGAGUGACGGGGUCUGCGGGCUUCCCUUAGCCCAGGAAAAGCAUCCUGGGGGGGACUGGGGAAGGGUCCCUUGGGCUACCACUUCCCCUUUAUGCUGGGAGAAGGUUUUGCAAUCUCGCUUCCUCCCCAGGCAGCAUAAAGAGGGCAGCGGAAGGAAGGGGCACUGGGUAGUGGCACAGCACGGUUGCAGUGAGAAAAAGCUUGGGACUGAGAGAAGACCCCAGAUUUGAGGGGACAGUGACAGCAGCGAGUGGCUGAGCAUGGGGAACAUGAGGAUGCCUGACAGAGCCCAGCUGAGCAACAGGAAGACCAAAGAUGUGAAAUAUUUCCAAAGCCUCCUGCAAAGUGUGUGAUGUCUUUCCGUCUGAGGCUUGAAACCACUCACGGAGGAACAGGACUGGGAGGGGGAAGAAGGGCAUGAAACACCUUCAGAUGUUCUUCAGUGCUGCCUGCCCCAGGCACCAUGACCACAGCCUGGCUGAGGUGGCAUGAGAGGCAGCUGCAGCAGUGAUACUUGAGGGGGUGGAGAGGCUGGUGGGAUCCAGGGGUACUUGAAGAACUUCAGAGGUCCCCACUGGGCUCUGAGAUGCUCAAAGAGCUCAGAAGGCUUUUGAAGGACCCACACAAACCAGGGGACCCCACAGUUGCCAGAGAAGCCAGGUAUCUCCUAGAGAUAUGUGAUGCUACAUUGAUGGGGGAGGCCCCCAACCAGAGAAGAGGUGGUCAGUCUGUGAGGGAACCCCUUCUUCCAUGGGUCAGGGAAGGGACAGGAUUGGGGUAAAGUGGAGGAAACCAAGGGGUGCAGGGGGUGUUUUACAAGGGGACGUAUGAGAGACAGUGUCUGCCUGCAACACUGCCCAUUACCUAGGACAGUGUGGAUACAGUGGAGUGCCUGGGAGGGCGCCUGGGCGGCAGUGGAGAUGCCAGGGGGCCCAGAGAUGCUGUCACACCUGGCCCACACCACUCUGCCACCCCACACUCAUGCCAUUUUGUGCUCCACAGACAAAAUGGAGUCCUUGUCCUUCAGUGGGGAUUUGUCCAGCUUACUCUCUCUCUACAACUACACCUAUGACUACAGCACGGCCCUGCCUGACAUCGCUAUCUCCUCUGCCCCAUGCCGGCCUGAUAGCUCCGUCCUCAACAAGUACCUGGUGGUGGUGAUCUACUGCCUUGUCUUCAUCCUCAGUGUAGUGGGGAAUGGGCUAGUGGUGCUGGUGGUGACCUCCGGCCACACCAGCCGCUCUGUCACUGACGUCUACCUGCUCAACCUGGCCGUGGCAGAUUUGCUCUUUGCUUUCACCCUGCCCUUCUGGGCUGCCUACCGAGCCCACGAGUGGGUCUUUGGCACUGUGAUGUGCAAAGCCAUCUCCGUGCUGCAGGAAGCCAACUUCUACAGCAGCAUCCUGCUGCUGGCCUGCAUCAGCGUCGACCGCUACCUGGCCAUUGUCUAUGCCACCCGGGCUGCCACUGAGAAGAGGCACUGGGUGAAGUUUGUCUGCUUGGGCAUCUGGGUCUUCUCUGUGCUGCUCUCCCUGCCCAUGCUGCUCUUCCGUGAGGCUUUCACCUCACCCAACAAUGGCACCGUGUGCUAUGAGCGUAUUGGUGAAGGGGAUACGGCCAAGUGGCGGGUGGUGCUGCGGGUGCUGCCGCAGACCUUCGGCUUUGCCUUGCCCCUCCUGGUGAUGCUCUUCUGCUAUGGUGUCACCAUCCACACCCUCCUGCAGACCAAGAAUGCUCAGAAGCAGCGGGCCAUGAAGGUCAUCUUUGCCGUGGUGCUCGUCUUCCUGGUCUGCUGGCUGCCCUACAAUAUCACACUGGUGAGCGACACCCUCAUGAGGACACGGGCCAUCGCCGAGACCUGUGAGAGGAGGAACCGCAUCAACACGGCCCUCUCUGUCACACAGGUCCUGGGCUUUGCCCACAGCUGCAUCAACCCCAUCAUCUAUGCCUUCAUCGGUCAGAAGUUUCGCAACAGCUUCCUCAAGAUCCUGGCGCAGCGUGGGCUGAUCAGCAAGGAUGCUGUUGCCCGCUACGGCCGUGCCUCCUAUGCCUCCACCUCUGGCAACACAUCCACCACCCUCUGAGCCCUUCUGGUACCCAGUCCUCGUGACUCCCAGCAGAUCCCAGCACCCUACACACCUCAGCAUCCUCAUCCAGCCCCCUGGAACGUGGGUGGUGAUGCUAUGGGGAUGGGCAGGGCCACCACUGGAUGCUGGACCCCAGCUGGAAGGGGGCUUGGGUGGCAAGGUGAUAGGAUUCCAUUGCCAGAGGAGUGAUGCCAAGUGCUGCCCACCCUCCCCUCUCUUUGAGACAAAACCUGUGACUCUGGGGAUUCUGAGAGCCUGCUGUGGGGAUGGUGUUUGUGGCCGUCGACCAUGCAGCAAUAAAGGAGUUAGUGGGUUGAUCA